AUAUUGACUUUAUUCAGUCUAACGACCGUUUAAACCGAGCUCGCGGGUCAUGUGAAGGACGAUAUUUAUCUGUCAUUUACAUUUACAGGGUAAACAUACGUCUACUUUCCAGAGCGAAUCCAGCAGUCAGAGCGUACGUGCGUAUUUUAGUUCCGGGUAUGUUUCUCUGAAGUCGGAACCUCAGUGAGAUUAACAGAAAAGUUUCCCUGAAAACCGCUCAUCAUAAGGGAGCAUGGCUGCGGUGUUACUGUCAGACACGGAGAUCAGGCACCGGUCUAUGGCAGAGGAGGAUCCGAAUGGGAAUGAACAUGGAGCGGCUGCGCACAGCACAGCGCCUCGUUGGGGACCGCAGCAUGCUGGGGCCCAAGAGCUCGCCAAGCUUUACUCUCCGGGAAAGCGUCUCCAGGAGUGGAUCUGUGUGAUUUUGUGCCUCUCACUCUUCAUCGUAAACUUCCUCUUCCUCCUCGUAAACUUCUCCACUGUGCACAUCUAUAAAAUAAUCUUUGGCAUUGUGACGGGUAUUGUGACAGCAGACUUUGCCUCUGGGAUGGUACAUUGGGGAGCUGAUACAUGGGGUUCAGUGGACAUCCCAGUAAUUGGGAAGGCAUUCAUUCGCCCGUUCCGGGAGCACCACAUUGAUCCGACGGCCAUCACACGGCAUGACUUCAUAGAGACAAAUGGAGACAACUGCAUGAUCACCAUCCUACCUCUGGCCCACAUGGCCUAUAAAUUCCUCUCCUACCCACCAGAUGCCCUUGCAGAGUCCUACCCCUGGGAAUGUUUUGUUUUUGCAUUGGCGGUCUUUGUAACCAUGACUAAUCAGAUCCACAAGUGGUCUCACUCCUACUUCGGCCUGCCACGCUGGGUCACGCUACUGCAGGACUGCCACCUAGUGCUGCCACGAAAACACCAUCGCAUCCAUCACGUGUCGCCCCAUGAGACGUACUACUGCAUCACCACAGGAUGGUUGAACUACCCGUUGGACAGAGUGGGAUUCUGGAGAAGAUUGGAGUGGGUGAUAGAGAGAUUGACGGGUCAGAAGCCACGCAGCGAUGACCUUUCCUGGGCCAAGAAAACAUAGUGACCGGGAGAACCGGACUGUACCUCUCCUUCAGCUGAAGGGGAGCAGAACCAGAUUGUGGGCCUUACCUCUGUAUCCCAAACCUCCUUCUCAACUUCUCCUUCUAACCCUAAACCCUUUCCUUUAUAGCACAGCACCACAGAUCACUCUUACUGUUGGGGCCUUUAUCUGCCACUGAUGUCUGUUACACACAAGCCAUCACCUUUUCCUCUUUGUCUGGCUUCUUCCUCCUAAUUCUUAUUUUGUAGAUGUGCACACAUUUUUGAAAUGAGGUACUGUAUAGACAGUCGAGAGGAUGAUGAGAGAGACCUUUUCUCCCACAAUCCUUUGCUCCAUCUCUGUAUCUCUGUAGUCUUGCAUUGCAUGAAAGAGGCGACCGCCGCUUUCUCAUUGCAGUGUGUUAAAUGUAUGUUUUCUGGAGGUUGGGCUCUCCAGAGGACCAUAACCAUGUUGUGAUUUCCCAGCACGGUUUUCAUAGCGGGAGAGAGGCAAUUAAAUGUGGAUUCGAUUUUGAAGUUAGAUCAGAGAAAAUGAUUUGCAGUCGAAAGCACUUUCUCCUGGUUAAAAUGUGUUUUAGAAGUGUUGUGUGUUCUCGUCACCCUUCCUUGGUUUGGACUGAAGAAAGCAUUUCCAACUGCAGAGUUUUAAAUGAGGGAAAGGUUUUUGUUGGCCAACCAGUGGGGUCAGCGCUCACUUGACCCAACUGAAUGUUUUCCCUGAAUGUCUCUUAUGGCGCUUAAAGGAUGUUGGCCUUAAAUACAAAUUAAUUUACAAAACUCACUCGCUUAUUUCUGAUCAGCUCACCAAGGGCUUAGCGAGGAUAAACAACGAUCACAUUUAUGGUGUGGUAAAGUGAUGUUACAGUGAUGUUAUUGGUAGUUUUAGUGGUUUAGUGAAGUCCUCCUAUGGUAUGACAGUUCAGCAAAGGUUGUGCUAGCAAAAAUCACUUUGAAUAAUUAUUUAUUAGGUUUUAUUAAAUCUUCAAUGAUUUUUAUUCUUAUCGAAUGAUAUUUGCACUAAAUGUUCACUUUUCAAGCAAAAUUGAAGAGAAACAGCCAAAUACACGUUCUCUUGGACAGCGAAUUUUGACCGCAGUGACACACACACACUUCCUGAAUAAAGACUCCAGUUGUUGAACCAGUGAUCAAAUCAGGAUGGUUUGUCUCAACAUGACGUCUUCAUAAGACAGCUUCAAUUUUUUAUAUUAUUACAGUAUAACAUUCAGCCUUGUAUUUGAUUUUACUUUCUACCUUGCAGCCAAAGCUUGCUGCUAGUCUGCCUUAAACCAAUGUUUUUAUUAGCUGUAUGAUUUAAUAAAUAUCUAAUAAAUAACAUUUGAUAUUU
This is a messenger RNA of Misgurnus anguillicaudatus (oriental weatherfish), 2425 nucleotides long. RefSeq names its product plasmanylethanolamine desaturase 1 (gene peds1a). Gene Ontology annotation, molecular function: oxidoreductase activity. The record is from RefSeq and is a predicted model, not a curated record. Lineage: Eukaryota; Metazoa; Chordata; Actinopteri; Cypriniformes; Cobitidae.